This is a messenger RNA of Salpingoeca rosetta, 6145 nucleotides long. RefSeq lists its product as uncharacterized. Bases 230 to 6145 code for a protein of 1971 amino acids. Gene Ontology annotation, molecular function: GTPase activator activity; calmodulin binding; actin filament binding. Gene Ontology annotation, biological process: regulation of actin cytoskeleton organization. Gene Ontology annotation, cellular component: cytoplasm. The record is from RefSeq and is a predicted model, not a curated record. NCBI's taxonomy places the organism in Eukaryota, Choanoflagellata, Craspedida, Salpingoecidae. The transcript is spliced from 12 exons.
GAAUAAUCCCCGUGAACGGCUCGGAAGCGGAGGAAGAGUUGCGCUGCUUCCAACAAACUCAAACAGCAGCAGCGGAACCGCCACCAACCCCAACAAGCGACACGACCCCCAAACACACAACACCACCACCCAACAACAACACCACCAACACCACCACCAACAGCAAGCAAGGGAACCCAGCACUGGCCUUCCUCUCCUGCAAGGGCAGGAGCAGCACCAGCGGUGUGGCAUGGCGUCAAGGAUAGGCGGCGAUGGCGGCAAUGCAAACGACGCGCCGACCACGCAGCAGAACCAUCCAUCGCACGCCUCCUCUGCACAGGCCACUUCAGACAGUGGUGGCCGCACAAACGGCGACACCACCAAAACAAACAGGCCCGAAGCCGGAAGUGACGCCACCAGCACCACCACCAGCAACAGCAAGGCACCGCCAACAACGCCACGAAGAAAGAAGGCCCCACCUCCAGUGCGCCCGAAAUCACGCAGUGCCAGCCGAAGAGCAUCGCAACAGUACCACCACCACCAGCACCAGGGACAACGGUCCGGUGCAAGCAACGGUGGUAACAGCGAGCGCCAAGAUCAGCCGUCUUCACAGCAACCAUCGGUGCCCGCAUCACCCUCCUCAGCAACAUCUUUGGCGUCAGCGGCGUCGUCGGCGUCACACACCGCGCCAGCAACGCCCGCAGCCUCAACCACACGCCAGCAGCUUGGGCCAUCCUCUCCAACAUCAUCACCCACCUCUGCGUUGUCGUCGCCAUCGGCACUUCCAGCCCGACAUCAACAGCAGCAACAGCACCGCUGGUCUACAGGCGCAACUGCUGCCGGCAGCGUCUCGGUGCCCGUCACUCCCAUGGGCCGCUCCCGCCAGCGCCCGGCAAGCAUGAGCGUGUACAGCCCGUCGUCACCUGGCGGGAAGCCAACCUCCCCGGGGCUCAAGGGGCUCAGUCCCUUUCAUCGCGGCAGACUCGGCAGCUUGCGGACGUCUGUGCGCGCCAAGAUGAAGGUGGAGACAAAGUCAUCUUCGGGGAUGGACACGGCACGGCGCAAGGCGCGUGCGUACGAGUACCUGUGUCACCUCGAGGAAGCAAAGCAGUGGCUGCAGGCCAUAUUGGAGGUUGAUCUGCCGCCCGCCGAGCGGCUGGGCGAGCGACUCGCAAACGGCGUUGUCCUCGGCAAGCUCGCCGCGUUCUUCAAUCCGCAAAAAGUGAAACUGCGACACAUUUACGAUCCAGACGAAUCCAUCUACGAGCAACGCGGCCUGCGCUUUCGCCACGUCGACAACAUCACCCGCUUCCUCAACGCAAUGACAGACAUCAAGUUCCCAGAGUUCUUCCACCCGACAGUGACGGACGUGUAUGAUCGCAAGAACACACCCCGCCUCAUCUACUGCUUGCAUGGUCUCAGCUUUUUCCUGCACAGCAUGGGGCUGGCGCCGCACAUGGAGGACUUGCACGGCAUUGCAGAGUUUUCGGAUGAGCAAAUCGAGCACAUUGAUCGGCACAUUGACGAGGCGGGCGUGCCGCUGCCGGCGUUUGAUUCCGCUCGCACUUUCCAUCUUGGGAAAGCGGGCGGCGUCGCACACGCACACGCACACGCGCGCGAGGCCGUGGAUGAGGAACUUGUUGGCGGUGGCGAUGAGGACAAGGACGACAGUGCAUCACACGUCAUGCCGUAUCUGGUGUACUGGCCCUUUGCCCCGGAGCCCUGGCAGCCGUGGGUGCAUGACGAUGAUGACGACGAUGACGAUGAUUUGGGCGCAAUGACGAGCAACGCGGCGUCGGCACGCGCAUCCUCAUCAUCAUCAUCAUCCGCCGCGCACACAGCAGGGGCGGAUGUGGAAGCCAAGGAGACAGACGCACCGUCCUUGCUGUUACCAUUGUCAGCAUCAGCAUCAUCAUCAUCAUCGUCAACAGCGAAACGAGGAGGUGGACGUGCAAAGGCGAAGACGGCUGGUGGGAGAUUAGCGCCACCGCCGUCACAGCUGCACGCCAACAACGACAGACACACGCGCGCACGCAGCGGUCUGCACCGCCAACAACGCCAUGGUGAUGCCGGUGAUGAUGAUGGUGGCCAUGAUGAUGGCAGUCGCGGUCACGGUGGUGGCACACGGUGGUUUCCACACAAGGAAGACCUGGCACAGAACCUACAGGAGUACAUCCAAGAGGCAAAGGAGAGCCGGCAGGAUCAGCAGCUGGCCGAGUUUGAGUUUCGAGCCCUCCUCCGUGACACCCUCCCACACGUCUACGACAAGCUGGUUGCUGGCGACGACGAUGACGACGACGCCGAACACAUGUUGGCGCAAGUGGACGACGAGGACGAGUACAGACGCGCAAAGGAGGACUUGCAGCUGCUCAGGGACCAGGCGUUUUGGGACCAUAUGUUCUGGGGCACGCCACGCCCCUUUUUCGUCACUUGGCCCUUUGUUGUCGAUGACUACCUGGACGAGGACGACCGCGCGUGUCUGUCUGUGGCGGAGGACGUGCUGUUUGCCGUGAACGAAUCGACGGCAAUGCAGCAGAUGGAGCUCCUGCGGGUCAUCAACGACUCGCUCAACAGCACCCCGCUCGAGGUGUCGCAGUUGUAUUCGCUGGAGGAUUUGAUUGCGUACAAAUUCCCGCACCUGGAGGAGGCGCUGCUUGGUGACGAGGACGUGAUUGUGACCGUCAACUCAUCGCCGUCGAGUGCUGGCGCGUCAUCGCACGCAUCUCGCUCUCCGUCGCCCUUGCAAGACGCAGUUGCUGCUGCUGCUGACCAGCGGCAGGAGGGUGAGGAGGAGACCGGGGAACAUGUCGCUGACGCUGAUGCUGAUGGAGAUAACGAACAGCAACAACAACAACAACAACAACAACAACAACAACAACAACAACAACAACAACAACAACAUCAACAACAACAACAACAACAGCAAUCGAAAAAGUCACACAACCGCACCCCCAGCAUCACUCUCACCACAGACGUGAUCAACACAGACGAAGCAGCAGCAGCGGGUGUAGUUGCCGAUGAAGACGACAACAGCGGAGACGCGGGUGAAGAGGGAAAGAGCAAAGGUUCGGUGACAACAACAGCAACAACAACAGCAUCAGGGGCAACGAAAACAACCGUGUUGCUGCAUGCCUCCAACCACAACAAUGACGAUGCUGAUGAUGAUGAUGAUGAUGCGCACCCUGACGAUGCCGUGUGGUUCAAGCACCUCGAUGCCCCAACUGCCGCCACCGUUACGGCGCUCUCGUCCUCCCUGUCUGCCUCACUGUCGGCACACUCCAUGCACUCGUCAGCGUCGUCGUCGUCGUCAUUGUUACCGUCGUCGUCUGCUGCGAUUGCCAACAUGCUGCAGUGGGACGAGCAGUGGUGGUCAGACCCGCGCAUUCCGUUUCCACACAUGGCCGACAUCCUCACCAUCCAGCACUCCAGACAGCAGCAGCAGCAACUGCUACGGCAACGCGGGUUCUCUGGCGGCGGCAGCUGCGUGUCGCUAUUUGGAUCUGCAACCACUACGCCUGUGCCAUCCAUGCAGCCGCACGACGACAACGACAACAGCGGAAAUGGUGAUCGCUACAUUGCACGCAGCCGCAGCCCAGCCGGUCUCGCUGGUGUAGGCGCGUUGCCGCUGCGCAAGAGCGUGUCGCCACGUGUAUCACCUCGCAAUCGCCCCACAACAGCAGACCCGCUUCUCACCCGCUCACCAGUCAGUGGCAAGGACGGUCGCAUUGGUGGUGGUGAUGGUGGUGAUGGUGGUGAUGGUAGCGAUGGUGGUGAUGGUGGCGGUGAUGAUGAUGACAUCAACCGCAAGCGCCGUGCAAAGAGCCAGGAGUUUCGCACGUCGUUCUCAUCGCACACAGGCAGCACGCCCCUGCUGGGUGGCGACGGUGCUGGUGGCGGCGAUGGUGGUCUGCUGUCUGCCUACGAUGCUGUUGCGGGCGCAAAGCGCGGAUCGCAGCACUGGCAGGACAUGCGUCGGGUGCUUGGACGCGUGCGCGCGUGGUCGCGGGAAGCGAGCAGCACACGCGCACCGGCUGCUGCCGUGCUGUCACGCCUCAAGUCAGAUCUCUCAGAUAUUCGACUGCCGCCGCACAUGCAGGCGCAAGUGCAACAACAACAGCAACAACAUCAGCAGCAGCAGCAGCAACAACAAAAGAAGUCGUCGUUGUCCGUGUCACCACAUGCAGUGCGGCCCCGCACGUCGCUGCUUGGUGAGGGUGAGGGCGAUGACGCUGUGCUGGCACGCACCAGCGGUCACGACGAUCACGAUGCUGUCCAGGGUAGCGCUGUAAGUGCAGCGGGAAGCGGUGCCGUCAGCCGGGAAUCGUCCAUGUCACGACGCGGAACGCUAUUGGACGCGGCCCUCUUUUCCCGCAGCCAACCCGAUGUCCGGUAUUUGCUCGCCCGCUCAGCGUCACCGCAGCGAUCUGUGUCGCCCAUGGCCGCACAGGCGCACAUGCAGGGUGAUGGCGAUGAUGAUGAUGGCAAGGACGAUGAUGCCGGUCGAAGAAGUGUGAGUCGUGGCAGUGCCAGUGGCAGCGCACUUGCCACGACAAGCCUGUCACCAACAACAGCGUCUGCAGCUGCAGCAACGCAGAUGUACACGCCGGGGCUGGCUGAUUCCGUGACGUCGCCGUGGCUGCGGCGGAAGCUCGAGCAGCGGCAGCAGGCGCGGGCGCAGGCUGCCAUGGCGCGCAGGGCCAGGCUCUCGGAGGACCUGUCCCAACCACUCCUCCUGCCCACAAAAACAUCAUCGCCAAGCGCCACGUCACCAACGCUCUCGCGUUUGGCGCAGCGACACGACUCGAGCGACAACGUUCCUUAUUUGGAAGUUCAGAGGCGCGGGCGUUCGCGCCACCGCCACACAAGCAGCAUGACAUCAGAUCUUGCAGAUGAACUGCGGCAGCAGUACAACAGCGACCACAGCAACGACAACGGAGGUGGUGGUGUUGGCGGUAGCGUGAGGCGCGGGUCUGCUGGUGGUGGUGUUGUGCCCGCGACUAUGAGUGCACGCGGCAGCCACAUCACAGGGCAGGGUGAUGACUUGGGGCACAGUUGUUCUGGCUCGCCUGCCAAGGCACAAUCGGUUCUGCUGACGCGACUGAGCAGCGGAUCACUGCAUCACCUGCAUCGCUCGUCGUCGCCAUCACCGCGAACGCGUCGAUCAGGCUCCGUCCACUCGCUCGCAUCAACCACGUCCGCACACUCGCGCACGCACUCCCCUCUCGCCUCGCGUCGCGUGAGUGUUGGUGUCGCUGACACUGCAAUCGCCACCUCCACUGGUGCCAGUGACUCAGCUCAUUCGCCACCGCAGCAACAACAGCAAAGGUCGCACGCGCUGGCUUCCUCGUCCUCCACGAAGGAAGGAAACGGACAGCCACCAUCGUCACCGCAGGCCUCAAGCGGCGGUGACGAGCUGUCUGUGCCAUCACCUCGGCUGGUCCGCAUUGCGAGUGGCGUUGUGUUGAACUCAAGCCCCAAUGUGCACCGUGCACGUGAGGAAGAGGAGGCUGCACGCGAGAAGCUGCGACAGCUGCCCAUUGCAGAGUGGGCCGUGUAUGCGUCACCCACCACCUCGCCCAGGUCUGGUGGCGGUGGCGGCGGAGGCAGCAGUAGCUCGCGCGUGUCGUCCCGCGAUCAAACGCCACACACCAGCCCGCGCGCACAACGGCGCACGGCGAACGCCCAGCUUGGUGGUGUCAGUGAUGAUGAUGGUGGUGAUGGUGAUGAUGAUGCAGCGAAGGAGGCGGGAAGCGCUGAACAAAGUGCGGUGAAUGGAGGUUGUGAAGAACAGCAACAACAGCAGCAGCAGCAGCAGACUGGUGUUGGUGGCGGUGAUGAUGGCGACGAGUGGGUGGUGGACGCUGUCGUUGCGAGUGCGUCCAACAGCACCGACAACACGCCAGUGGGCAGCACCAAGGCGCUCAACGUCAUUGGUGGCCGUGACGGUGAUGGUAGCGACGACAGUGAUGACUGUGAUGAUGGUGAUGGUGAUGGUGAUAGUGAUGGUGGAAAGCGAGGGCGACGACAGCUGCCGAUGGCGCCGACGCCGCUGAAACCGCGACGGCCAACCACCACGAGCGACCCGUCAGAGGCAUCGUCGCCACUACAGGAGUCAACAGGCAGCGGUGUCAUUGGUAACGCUGAAGAUGAUGACGAGUGGCUAUGA